UUUAUCAAGUGACGAGUAGAACUUCAAAUUUCAAUUGUUUCCGCCGUGUGGUGUGGUCGAGCGGAAAUUAUUUUUAGAAUAAAAUAUUAAAUUAUAAAAUAAAACAAUAAAAAUAUAAGAUUAAAAUUAUUAGUGAAAGUACAUACUUAGUUAUACCUAAUAGUACUUGAAAAUGGUUAUCAACACAAAACCUCAUAAUUUGAAUUUACUACGGAAGACUGGAAGUAAAAUAAGUGGCGGCGGCGGCGGUGCUGCGCUGGCCACUAGCGGGCUGCGAGCGGAGCACUUCGUGGUGAAGGCGAACCGCGAGCUCAACGCCAGCUACCCCAACGACCGGCCAUAUCCAGAAGAGGCUGACGACGUAAUAGACUUGGGCGCUCCACGCCUGCGCCGCGCGCUGACUGACUCUCCAGGCCCGCAGCGUCGGAUACGCUCCUACACCCCGAAUCCAAGGCUGUAUCCAGGCCCUCCUAAGAAGCCAGAGCCCAAGAACAAGAAGCGCGCGGAAGGCCGAGGCAGACGCCACAAGCGAGUGUACAAGCGGCCGGUGCCAAACGCCCGGCUGUACCGGCCAGCCCCCCCGCGCCCGCGCCCCCCGCCGCAGUCCCCGUGGCGCGGUGGACACUGGCCACCGCCCGCGCCCACGCAGUCCUCGCUCGCCACCGCAUCGCUGGCCGCGCUGCAGCUCACGCAGACCCGCCCCGAACACGCGCACGCGCCGCCCUCUCGACGACUCGUGGUAACGCUCCCCGCCCAGCGCCACACCAUGGACCACGUUCCCCGAAAUUCUGAGGAAGGUUCCGACGGCAAUGACACAUUAUCCGCACCUAGCGAGUUCCUGGCAGAGUUCCUAUCUGCCAUCAUGCAGCGGCAGUACUCGGAGGCACUGAAGUAUUGCCGGCUGAUCUUGCAGUACGAACCGCACAACUCUACGGCGCGCGGUUUCUACUCCCUGCUACAACACAAGGUGUCGAACGCGCCCGCCGCCGCGCCCCCCAGCCCACCUACGCCGCCCUCCCCAGUAAUGGGUCGUUCCCCUGCAUACCCUAUAAACUUGAAUUGUGAGCCGGGGCGGCAGGGCAGCUCGAGCGCGGACAGCAGUCCGCAGCGGCCGCACACGUCGCCCGUGCGCCGCCGCCGCCCGCCACGGCUCGCCCUCGACGUGGCGAUGGGCUCGUCACACGACGGCAUGGAGCAGGAAGCGGACGAGUCGACGUCGAGCUCGUCGGCGGCGGGAGCGGGGGCGGGGGCUGCGAGGCGCGACGUCAGCCCGGACGCCGGCUCCGAGAGCGACGAUUCGUGCGCCUCGCAGUCCUCGCUCGAGCUCGACUCCUCGCCCAGUCUGUCACUGUCCAGGCGCACUGACCACACCGACAGUGCGUCAGGGUCCGGCGCAGGUUGGUUCAGCUCGGGGACGCCACCCAGCAGCGGCAGCGGCAGUGGCAGCGGCACCAACCCUCCUGACGACAACGGCAACGCACCGCUCACACCCGAACGCAGAGUAAGAAUACACGCAGAUGACAUGCAAAACGACAACGGCCACACCUCUCCCUUAAAGUGAAACUGAACGUGCCAGUUAAGCCGUGAUGAGGAGUAGCCGCGCCACGCAGCAGCGAACAGACUACUGCAGACACAACCGCCAGCGGGCGGUCUCUCCGGCCUAAUAAUAGGAUUUUCGAUAGAUUAAUGUAUGGCCCAAAACGGGCCUAUCAACACUUGUAGUAAUAGUGUGUUAGUUUAGCGAGGAUGAACAAGAGUGUUACGAGAAGACUGACUGAGGUUGACAUUAUUAUUUCCAUUUAUCUAAUUUACCCCAAAUAACAUCAAACUCAGUACCCUUUUCCAUCUACAGCACUAGCGUCAAGUAUAUUGGCAAUUGUCGCCAAAUAAUUGGCUUCAGUGUGACUAUUUUUGCUUUCUAUUGUGAUGUUUUUUGUUGCGGUUGGUCUUCCUAUGAUAAUAAAAUAAAAAUCGAAGUUUUUUAUUUGCUGUACCUACAGAUAAGGCCAGGCAAGUAGGUAGGCACCUUCUGUUGACUGUUUGACUAUACUCUAGGAGGCCGAGAAAUUAUAGGAUUGUUGAAUUUAUACAUAAAUUACUAUAUAUGCACCUUGUUUGUUAUGUAAUGUACCUAUGUAUAAUAAAAUUUAAUAUCUGUUA
This is a messenger RNA of Plodia interpunctella (Indianmeal moth), 2160 nucleotides long. RefSeq lists its product as uncharacterized. The coding region runs from base 173 to 1561 and encodes 462 amino acids. The transcript is spliced from 10 exons. NCBI's taxonomy places the organism in Eukaryota, Metazoa, Arthropoda, Insecta, Lepidoptera, Pyralidae. Gene Ontology annotation, molecular function: protein binding. The record is from RefSeq and is a predicted model, not a curated record.